This is a messenger RNA of Nymphaea colorata (pocket water lily), 3283 nucleotides long. RefSeq names its product leucine-rich repeat receptor-like serine/threonine-protein kinase BAM1. The record is from RefSeq and is a predicted model, not a curated record. Lineage: Eukaryota; Viridiplantae; Streptophyta; Magnoliopsida; Nymphaeales; Nymphaeaceae. The transcript is spliced from 2 exons. The coding region runs from base 113 to 3139 and encodes 1008 amino acids. Gene Ontology annotation, molecular function: protein kinase activity; ATP binding; receptor serine/threonine kinase binding. Gene Ontology annotation, biological process: protein phosphorylation.
AAGCGCCCGCCCUCCUCCUCCUCCUCAUUUCCUGCAUGUAGCGGCACGCAUUCUCUCUCUGUGUCGCUCUCUAUCUCUCUCUCGCGAUCGAUCGAUUGCUCGAUCGGUGACGAUGGGAUAUCGUCUCUAUCUAGUUUUAUUCUUCUGCGUCGUAUUCCGGCAGAUUUUUGCGGCGGAAUCUCUCGCCUUGCCGGAAGAUCGCUACCUUCUCUCUCUAAAGGCCGCCGUUUCCGACCCCGGUGGGAGUCUCUCUUCCUGGAACGCUUCAUCCAGUAAGUGCGAAUGGGUGGGCGUCUCUUGCGACACUUUCGGCCGAGUCGUCUCCCUGGACAUCUCGAACAUGAACCUUUCCGGUGUGCUCCCGCCGGAUGUCGGCUAUCUUCGCUACCUUGUUAACCUCACCGUUGCUGUGAACCAAUUCACGGGGCCGAUUCCGGCUGAGAUAUCUCGGAUUGAGGGCCUUCGCUUGCUUAACCUUUCUAACAAUGUGUUCACUGGCAGCUUCCCGGCGAACUUCUCGAGCCUUCGGCGGCUUGAGGUCCUGGAUUUGUAUAACAAUAACCUGACAAGUGUUCUGCCCAUGGAGGUGACGGCGAUGCCGUAUCUUCGGCACCUGCAUCUUGGAGGGAACUACUUCUCCGGCAAAAUACCGCCGGAGUACGGCCGAUGGGAGUUUCUCGAGUAUUUGGCGAUUUCGGGCAACGAGCUCACCGGACCUGUUCCGCUGGAGAUUGGUAACUUGAGCAGGCUGGAGCAGCUGUACCUCGGGUACUAUAAUGUAUUCGAGGGCGGGAUCCCGCCGGAAUUCGGCAACCUGACGCAGCUCGUGCGGCUGGACAUGGCGAGCUGCAAUAUUUCCGGUCCGAUUCCUGCAGAGCUCGGCAAUCUCUGGCGUCUUGACACUCUGUUUCUCCAAGUGAAUGCUCUCUCCGGUCCCAUUCCGCUGCAGUUGAGGCAACUCCAGAGCCUGAAAUCCAUGGAUCUGUCCAAUAAUAUGCUCUCCGGCGAGAUUCCGGUGGAGUUCGCCGAGUUGCGGAAUCUGACCCUCCUGAACUUGUUCAGGAACAGGCUCCACGGUUCCAUCCCAAGCUUCAUUGGGGACCUUCCCAACUUAGAGGUGUUGCAGCUGUGGGAGAACAACUUCACCGGAAGCAUCCCUUUGCAACUCGGAAAGAACAGCGAUCUCAUCCUUAUCGAUCUCUCCUCCAACAGACUCACCGGAAACAUACCGCCGGACCUUUGCGCCGGAGGGAAGUUGGAGACGGUCAUUACACUCGGCAAUUUCCUCUUUGGCUCCAUCCCGGAUUCCUUUGGGAAGUGCGAUUCACUUGGCCGAAUACGGAUGGGGGAGAAUUACCUCAAUGGGUCGAUUCCUGAGGGGCUGCUCAGGCUCCCCAAUUUGAUCCAGGUAGAGCUCCAAAACAAUUACCUCACCGGGAGCCUGCCGGAGAUGCCCUCCAUCUCCGAGAAGCUAGGCCUGCUCUCCCUCUCUAACAAUCGACUCUCUGGCCCGCUGCCUUCCUCCAUUGGGAACUUCUCCGGAGUCCAGAAGCUUCUCCUCAAUGGCAACUCCUUCUCCGGCAGCAUCCCUGCAACCAUCGGCAGGCUGCAGCAGCUUUCCAAGAUGGACUUCAGCAAUAACAAGUUUUCCGGCCCGAUCGCGCCUGAGAUCAGCCGGUGUAAGUCCCUGACCUUCAUCGACCUCAGUCAAAACGAGCUCAGUGGCCCAAUCCCGGUCGAGAUCACCGAAAUGCGGAUCCUUAACUACUUGAACCUCUCCAGGAACGACCUCUCAGGUAGCAUCCCAGCGUCUAUUGCGUCGAUGCAGAGCCUCACAGCCGUGGACUUCUCCUACAACAACUUCUCCGGCUUGAUUCCGGGGACAGGCCAGUUCAGCUACUUCAAUUCGAGCUCCUUCGUGGGGAACCCCGGGCUCUGCGGCCCAUACUUGGGUCCCUGCAAAUCCGGCGGCACCACGGCGUCUUCCUCUCAUGUCAGGGGCCCGCUCUCCUCCACGCUGAAGCUCCUCCUAGUGAUCGGCCUCCUUAUCUGCUCCAUGGCGUUCGCUGCGGCUGCCAUCAUCAAGGCGCGAUCCAUUCGCAAGUCCGCGGCCUCCCGCUCGUGGAAGCUCACGGCAUUCCAGCGGCUGGAUUUCACCUGCGACGACAUUCUCGGCUGCCUGAAAGAGGAAAACAUAAUCGGAAAGGGAGGCGCGGGGAUCGUCUACAAAGGGGUCAUGCCCAACGGUGACGAAGUCGCCGUGAAGCGGCUGCCAGUGAUGAGCCGAAAUUCUUCCAACGACCACGGAUUCAAUGCCGAAAUCCAGACGCUGGGCCGCAUCCGCCACCGCCACAUUGUUCGCCUGCUCGGCUUCUGCUCCAACCAAGAGACCAACCUGCUGGUCUACGAGUACAUGCCCAACGGAAGCCUGGGGGAGAUGCUACACGGCAAGAAGGGCGGCCACCUCCAUUGGGACACCCGGUUCAAAAUCGCCAUCGAGGCGGCAAAGGGCCUCUGCUACCUCCACCAUGACUGCUCCCCUCUCAUAGUCCACCGUGAUGUCAAGUCCAACAACAUCCUCCUCGACUCCAAUUUCGAAGCCCAUGUCGCCGACUUCGGCCUUGCUAAGUUCCUUCAGGAUUCUGGCACUUCUGAGUGCAUGUCUGCCAUUGCUGGCUCCUACGGCUACAUAGCCCCUGAAUACGCGUAUACGCUGAAGGUGGACGAGAAGAGCGACGUGUACAGCUUCGGAGUGGUGCUCCUGGAGCUGGUCAGCGGGAGGAAGCCGGUGGGCGAGUUCGGCGACGGGGUGGACAUCGUCCAGUGGGUGAGAAAGAUGACGGACUCGAACAAAGAAGGGGUGCUGAAGAUUCUAGACCCAAGGUUGCCCUCGGUGCCGCUUCACGAGGUGACGCACGUAUUCUACGUUGCCAUGCUGUGCGUGGAGGAGCAGAGCGUGGAAAGGCCGACGAUGAGGGAGGUGGUGCAGAUGCUGACGGAGGUGCCCAAGGGUACCCCGAAAUCGACGGAAACCGCCGCGAACGGACAACCCACCUCGUCUCCCGCGGCCGACGCGACGUCGACGAGCAAAGACGGCCAGCCGUCGCAGCCUGCUCCGCCCGACCUCCUCAGCAUCUAGGAACGAGUAAAUUGUAGCGAGAUCGGUUGUUUGCUGAUAGUUUUAUUAAAUCUUCUCCCUCCACUUUUCCUUUUCACUCGUUUGGAUUGCCUUAAAAGAGUGUACAGAGUUCUUUCUUUGUAAUGAAUAGCCAUUUCUAUGUUA